Molecule: messenger RNA, 693 nt
Organism: Colletotrichum spaethianum
Lineage: Eukaryota; Fungi; Ascomycota; Sordariomycetes; Glomerellales; Glomerellaceae
Product: ribonuclease P protein subunit rpr2
Exons: 1
Coding region: 1-693 (230 amino acids)
Biological process (GO): rRNA processing; tRNA 5'-leader removal
Cellular component (GO): ribonuclease P complex; ribonuclease MRP complex
Molecular function (GO): ribonuclease P RNA binding
Source: RefSeq, a predicted model, not a curated record
AUGGCACCCUCGAACCAGCCCAUUACACAGGCGCUCCUCGCGCGAGCCCAUUCCCCCGACAGCGUCAACCGCAUCUUCUCCGACAAAAUUCAAUACCGGCCGCUUUACCUCAGACCGAGUUCGCCACCACCGCCUUCGAAUGCCCGGAAUGCCCGUCGCAAGGCUCGCGAGGAGGUGAAAAAGAAGCAAAAGCUCAAGCCGAAGCCCCUCUCUGCACGCGAACGACACAGGCGCGGUCUCUACGAGGUACCCCGCGAGGGUCAGAAAUACGCCAUCUUCGAGCCCCUCCACCGUCUGUGGCUGGGAUACAUUGAGGAAAUCCUGGGCUCUGAGCUCUACCAUGGCGGCGCCGCCGCUGCUGCGAAGUUGAGCGCGGCUGAGUUUCACGGCGCCGCAGUUGAGGUAUCCAGAAGCUCCUGUCCGAGUAGAGUUGGAAUCAAGGGUAUCGUGGUCAAGGACGGCAAAUUUGCAUUCGAGAUCAUCACGCCUAAGAACGAGAUUAAGAUUGUGCCAAAGGAGGGGACAUGGUUCAGGUUUGAGGUACCAGUCAAGGAGCCCGUCGCGGAGGCACCAACAGGACCAGAUGCCCCUCAGCGGCGCUUCGUCUUCGAGGUCCUCGGCGACCAGUUCCUCAUGCGCGGUGCGGAUCGGGCCAACAAGAAGUUCAAGAACCACUACCUGAAGAACCUCUGA